Molecule: messenger RNA, 1050 nt
Organism: Pochonia chlamydosporia 170
Lineage: Eukaryota; Fungi; Ascomycota; Sordariomycetes; Hypocreales; Clavicipitaceae
Product: peptidase T2, asparaginase 2
Exons: 1
Coding region: 1-1050 (349 amino acids)
Biological process (GO): protein deglycosylation
Molecular function (GO): N4-(beta-N-acetylglucosaminyl)-L-asparaginase activity
Source: RefSeq, a predicted model, not a curated record
AUGCGCUCAUCCAUCCCCCAUACACUCUUACCACUCCUCCCCCUCGCCCUCGCAACAAACACCAUCACCCCCAUCAUCGUCCACACUUGGGGCGGUCCAGCAACAGUCGCCGCAGACGCCGCACACGAAGCCCUCCUCAACUCCCAAUCCGUCCUCAAUGCCGUCCAAAUCGGCGGCACAACCUGUGAAGACAAGCAAUGUCGCGGCACAGUAGGCUACGGUGGUUCACCCGCCGAAAACUGCGAAACCACCCUCGACGCCAUGAUCAUGGACGGUAAUACGUUCAACGUCGGCGCCGUAGCCUCUCUUCGUAGGAUCAAGGACGCAAUGGCUGUGGCCAGACAUGUUCUCGAGUAUACAGACCACAGCUUGCUUGCGGGUGAUCAAGCCACGCAGUUUGCCGUCGCGAAUGGCUUCAAGGAAGAAAGCCUGACGACCAAAAAGUCGAGACAGAAGUGUAUCGAAUGGAAACGCAAGAACUGCCAACCAAACUCAAGAGUCAAUGUGUUUCCUGAUCCAAAGCAGAAGUGCGGCCCGUAUAAGCCGUCGUCAAAGCAUGGCGGAUUCAAAACGAGAUCAGUGGACGUGGACGAUGCGGCAGAACAAGGCCACGAUACUAUUUCACUUAUUGCCCUCGAUAAACGCGGCAGCAUGGCCGCAGGAACCACUACCAAUGGCAAAUCGCACAAGAUUCCAGGGAGAGUUGGUGAUGGUCCUAUUACGGGAAGCGGCUCUUAUGCUGACAGUGAUGUUGGAGGAUGCGGCGCGACUGGUGACGGGGACAUCAUGAUGCGCUUUUUGCCGUGUUACCAGGCCGUGGAGAAUAUGCGACGCGGCAUGUCGCCUGCUGCUGCUGGUGAGGAUGCAGUGAAGCGGAUUGUGAAGAAGUUCCCUCGUACUCGAGUUGGCCUGGUUGUGAUGAAUAACAAGGGUGAGCAUGCAGGCGCCUCCAGUGGAUGGGAAUACGAAUAUUCAUAUCGAGGGGGCAAUAUGACAAAGACGGAGGUCAUCGUCGUCAAGCCGAUAGACGGAAACAACGGGAAAGUUUGA